AUGUCUUCAACAUCAUCAAAUCAGGCUCCAGGAGGGUUAAGAAGUGCAGUUAAAAGAAAAACUACAGCAGAUAAAAAAGCUCAAACAUCAAAUGCUACACCAUUAAGUACAAGAUCAGCAGGUGCUGGUGGUUCAUCUUCAACAAUGAUGAAAUUAUUUACAGAUGAAGCUCAAGGUUUAAGAGUUGAUCCAUUAGUUGUAUUAUUUUUAGCUGUUGGAUUCAUAUUUUCAGUUAUAAUUUUACAUGUUUUUGCAAAAAUUACUGGUAAAUUUACUGCUUAA
Molecule: messenger RNA, 282 nt
Organism: Lodderomyces jiufengensis
Lineage: Eukaryota; Fungi; Ascomycota; Pichiomycetes; Serinales; Debaryomycetaceae
Product: Arf family guanine nucleotide exchange factor
Exons: 2
Coding region: 1-282 (93 amino acids)
Biological process (GO): intracellular protein transport
Cellular component (GO): Sec61 translocon complex
Source: RefSeq, a predicted model, not a curated record